Molecule: messenger RNA, 1848 nt
Organism: Hypoxylon trugodes
Lineage: Eukaryota; Fungi; Ascomycota; Sordariomycetes; Xylariales; Hypoxylaceae
Exons: 2
Coding region: 98-1627 (509 amino acids)
Source: RefSeq, a predicted model, not a curated record
GUCGAGAAUAAGACUGUACUAGUACGUGUUUAUGUUUACGCAUUUUAAUUAUUAAAACGCGUAUAAUUGACGUGUCCUUUUUAUUAUUCAUAUCCACAUGGUCAAGUCUCGAUGGCAACAGUUAAAACCUGGUAUCUGGGGCCGUGAUAUUGACGAGUGCGAGAGAUUUUACCAUUUGUCCGCUAGGAGAGAUGAUGGUUGUUACCCUAUCACCGGUUGUGCAUCUUUUUCAACCACUUCUUCCAGCAGCGUAUUAACCGUCGGAGAAGACGAUGGGGAGCGACAUCGGGUCGAAGGUGCCUUAAGGAAUGCCUGGGCCACACUCUGCUAUGAACAUCCGACCUUGCGGUCUCGAAUUGAACAUGACGAACAUAGUGGUCGAUGUAGGAGGCUAUACUCAACAUUCAGAAGUCAAGAUGAAAAGGAGAGCUGGCUGGACACGACAUUUAUAGUUGUUGAUACGAAACUACACCCUUCGCAGUGGUUCAACGAAGAGUCGCUCUCAUUUGGAAUUUCCACUCUCUUUCUUGUCAGGUCGAGACAUCCAGACAAAUACCACCAAUCUAUCUUUCUACGAUGUCCUCACGAUAUUACGGACGGUAUCGGUAUCCUUCAAUUAGUUGACCAGUUGGUUAGUUAUGCUGCCCGAGCUUAUGAGCAAGGCGUCACGUAUACGGCACCGACAUGGGGCGAUGAAUAUUCUAGACUUUCCCCAUGCCUGCGCGUCGCCGCUACCAUCCCCGACUCGCUAUCUGAAGCCCAAACUGAGCGAUUUAAAGAGAUUCAGACUGAAAACCUUGGGACUUACACGCAUCCCAAUCUUCUUGGACUUCCACCAAGCUCUACUACCACCUCCAUCCUACAAAGCAGGAGGCAACGUCUCGCAGUUGUGGUUCCCAAAGUCACCAGCCAACAGAUUACCCGUAAUUCUAAGGCCAUUGCCCCGGGGGUCAGUGUAACUCACGUUUUCAUGUCCGCUUUAGCAAUAGCGCUUUCCGAACUACAGCCCCCCAAAGAGGAAUCCCAUACUGUUCGUUAUGUUAAUCAUAGUAUGAUUAAUCUACGCCCUUACUGCAGCGACUCUUAUAGUACACCCGAACAUGCGGGUGCUGCAUAUCAUACUGUAUCCGCACAGGCGUUAGGCAUUGAUUUGGUGGUACCACCUCUUGCAACGUGUGGGGUUAUCGAGGGCAAUGUCGAUCAGUUGCCGCGGAUUACUACCGACGUGCGAGAUUUCUUCAAGCGUAUUCGGCCGAUAUCUUCAACAGACGAACAGGUCACCCUUGCUCCGCUAAUGUUUAAGUCUCUCACACCUUCGCCUGGCUCUGACCCUCACAUGACAUCUAGCCCCCCUUUCUGCCCCGUUCCUCUUUCCUCCAUUGGCAAUGUGGCUUCUGUGGUAUCGCCGAGAUAUGGUAGCUUCAAGAUAAUGGACGUAUGGGCUUCCAGCGAGCCGAUCGGAGCCGGCGUAGCAGUUUUCCUCGGGACUUGGGAUGGAGAAAUUCAACUCUCGGGCGUAUUUGAUACCCGAUAUCAUGACGCUAAUUAUAUCCAUAAAUUUUUGGAGCGUAUUGUAAAUUGCGUUACUAGGGGUUUGGAUAUCAACGAUUAUGUCGCACCUAAGUGAGCUUCUUCCGUUGAUGUUACAGGGCCAAGAGGCGCAGGCAAGAGGUGAAGAGUCCGACUUGGUCGGUUUUUUAGGUGUGUUCAAUAAUUAAAAACGCGCCUCCCCCCUAAGGAUAUUUAUUUAAGUAGUUUCGCGAAUAUAAACUUACAGAUUGAUCUUUUGACACUUAGCUUCAGCGGUCUCCUGUUGGUGUGGGCUUAACUAACUUGAGGAUGACCGAG